UUGUCCACUGACAACAUCUGCUCGUGCAUGUUGGAAACAAUCCUUAGAUAUAUACAAAACGGCAGGUCGUGUUAGCCACCAUGCUAGUGAAGCCGGUUGACUGGGGUCGAUUUUAAAUGUUACCCGUUAAUAAUGGUGUCUAUAACUGAUCAACAAUACCCAUAUGUUUAAGUUCUCGGAGGAAGUAAAGGCUUCCACCAUAAAGGAACUUAAAAACACAGCGAUGAGUUUAUCUAGCGUCUAGCUCUAGUUCAACAGAUCUGUAUCGGAUGCUAGCAGAGUGCAGCUAAGCUAGCUCUACACCAGAUGGUCCGCAAACGGGACCCGCUGCGAUGGAGAUCUGUACAAAUAAUUAUUUUGUUUUUAACAUCGUGACCACACUCGCUGUCUAACAAUAUACGAUCCGGAAAACUGCUCCAAAGGGUAUGCUGUGCAUCUUGGAGAAGGCCUCCAGGGAACGGUAUAGCCAGUCAACGUUAGCCAUAGGUAGUUAGCCUAGCUGUCUUUUGCCCUUAUAGUCCUCUGUUUCAAAACAAACGGGCUCUUUGUACGAGUCGUUAUCGUGCUAUCGUUUUUCACUUAGCGUUCGAUUGGUUUCGAUUGGUUUCACAUUUUGAUUGCAUGUAAAUAACUAUUUCAACAUAGCCUUGUUGCCUUGUAGCCAGUCAACAUUUAUAAACGAGGUGAGCUUUAAAAGGCCCCGGCUGACCCUACUCAGCACAGGCCAUGCUGGGGUUGGCAUGCAUUAUAACUGCCUGCACCUCCAUUGCCAGGUGCCUUUUGUUGAUAUUAUUGAGACGUUCGACUCUUGAACAUAUGUUUUGUGUUUGCAUGGAGUAUGUUGUGCCCGCUUAUCUUCAACCGCAUCACUGUUUCCCCCUACUUCAUGUGUGGCAUCACAUGUGAGGAUUCAUUUCUCUGAAUUGGGUCGAUCUGGGCAAGCAGCCCCCACUGGUCCACAAACCCUAUAUACACUUUGCACAAUGGAUGCUGUGCUGAAGUCAGAGAUCAGAGAGGAGGGGAGUGGCACCUCGGUAACGGUGGAGGGCCUCUCUAAGGCAGCACUAAUUAAAAGCCUCACUCCGAGGGUCAUGCUGUCAAACCAUCUUUUGCCCAAAGGGACCAAGAUGAAGGUGAACCUGGAGGACCAGGGUCGCCAAAAAGUGUCCUUCAGCUUCUCUCAGACGAAGAAGCCAUCCCCAAGUGUGUUCUUCGUCUCACCGAGCCCCGAGAAGUCUCUAGCUGAAUCUUCUUCUGCCUUGACACUUGAAUCCUCGCCCCCUCAAGACAGAACUUUGCAGAUUUCAGAGAGCGUAAUGGAACUGCAGUCAACUAUGGUGCCAACAUCAACAGCUGAGCCCCCUUCUCCUCCAAUGUCAGUUCCCUCACCCCCUAAACCCAAAAUGGACCUAGGAAAGAUUCACUUCAAGAAGCAGAUUCUCAGCAUCUCUGUAACUGAGGAGAAAACAAUGCCUAGCAAUGUGCCACAGGAGCCUAUUUCCCCAGAACAACCAGUUAUAAUGCAAUCUUUGCAAAGCAGGGCAGAAGUCUCACCCCAAUUUAAGACUAUGAGCAUUGACAUGAGCAUUGAUUGCUUCUCUGAGAAUGUACAAACGGAAGCCUCUGUGAUAAGGGUACCUCCUAGCCCCAAUAAGCCUAUAGAAUCUUUUGGAAAGGACAGUGAGACUUCCAUUAUCAUUAAGAAGGAUGAUGGGGUACCCAAAAGGAAAACCAGGUCUCAAUCUGAAAAGGCUCCUGCAGGCUCAGAAUCAGAUGGCGAUGGCGCCAAAAUGUCUUCCAGCCACAAGAUAAUUGAACCCUCAUUUAAAACAAAAUCUGACGGUAGAAGCAAGGAAGAGAAAAAGUCUUCCUCUGGGUCAAAUAUGGAUGAAAAGGAAAGUUCCUCGAAACGCUCAGAGAACCACGAAGGCUCCUCAAGUUACUCCAAAUCAGAGCGUGACUCAAGGCACGCAUCAUCUCGGUCCUCCCGUUCAGAGAAGGAGCGCAGGAGGUCCAGGACUAAAUCAAGGUCAAGAUCCAGAGCAUCCAGGACAAGUUCAUCCCACUCACGAACUGAUCGAUCUAGAUGUGAUAGAGUAUCGAGAGCUGAUAGAUCAUACUAUCAUGAUUCUGAUCGCAGGUCACACAGGAGCCCACCGAGGAGAGAGAGGAGAUCCUCUCGAUCCCGCACUGACAGAAGUAGGGAUAGCUCAGACUCGGAUGAUGAUCACAGGAGGAAUCGAAACAGGAUAAAUGACUCUAGUAGAUCAUCUCUUCAUGCCAGCUUGCAAAAAGACUCAAAAUCAUCGUCAUCAUCAUCAUCUCACUCAAAAUCUGAGAAGGAUGCAAAAUCUGUAGAUUUUUCUCAGUCUGCAGAGACUGACAAAAAAUCUAAGUCUGUGAGGAGCGGAAAGAGAACCUCGGACUCUGAACCCCACUGUAAGCGCUCUCCUGAAGUGGACUCCAACCACCGGAAACCUGCCACGCAUCACAAAUCCCAGAGUAGUGCUAAAUCAACCUAUUUUAGUCGGUCUCAGACUUCUGAAAGAAGACGCCAGAAAAGCCCGUCCAGUGACUUUGAUGCAGAUCAGAAAGGGAAGACCCGCAUCUCUGACAGGAGCUCAGGCACUGAAAGUUCCUGUUUAACCUCCCAGAAGAUCGGUCAACAGGAGUCGAAAGACCCUUCCAAGUCCAAAUCAAAAAUGGCAGUAAUUGAUAGAAAAUCAAAAGAUACAUUUCACAGCCUUAAUAGGAUACAAACACUUCCAAGCACCACAGAAUCCUACUCCUUUAAUGAAAAAGAGUUGAGUGAUGCAUGUCAGGCAAAGGAACAAUAUAACAAGAGCUCAAAGGACAUAAUGUUCUUUCAGAAGGAUUUUCCGGAACCAUCCUCCCAACAAUUGCAAGCAGUUUGUGUUGAAAUGGAAUUUCCUUCAAAUGAUGGUCAGACUAGUGCUAACCAAGGUGCCAUGGAUAUUGGUAAAGAAAGUCACAGUACUAACCAUGUACUGCAUGUGGACUCUAAUGCGAUUACCUCAAAUUCCUGCAGUAAUAAUAAUUCAUCAAUUGGGACAGCACUUGUUGCAGAAGACCUGCAACAGGGUGCCAUCUCGGAGGAUGUACAGCCAAAAAAAUAUGUGUCCAUCAACCUACAACCUGCCACAGGUUUGCCUGAAAUUUCACAUCUGAAGGCUGAAAAUCAGUUGUUACCUACAAGUGAACGACAACACCAAGAUCCACUUAAGAAGACCAGAAGUAGUGCAAAAAAGUCUCGCUGGGAUAUUGUUGGACAGGACACAUCUGACAGUGAUAAUUCUCAGAGGUUACCAUCUGCAGAUAAUAAACCUAGUGUUAAAAAGGUACCCUCUGUCAAUUUUUCUUCGAAAGAUGACAACUCGGAGGAGGGAGUUAAAAAGAAAGAAGGGACACAUUCCAUAGCGGCACAGAACCCAGACAGGACAAAGCAUGAUACUAUUUCUCAUAGCACAUCUUCUGUCAAGUGUUCCCUGAAAUACCAAAAUAAAAGAGAUACACGUCUCUCUGACUCAAAACAGUCUGUUGCUGAAAAACGGUGUGAGAAUCAUGAUACCUCAGAAAUAAAAAACACUACAAAUGUGCAAAAUUUGCCCAGAAUUCUUGAAAGUCAUAACGCUCACAAGAGCACAUCAGUUCAUAGAGAAUCUGUUCACGUUGGUGACUCUGGAGGACUCAGCAAUGCCAGUGAGAGUGAUGAUUCUGAGUCUGACUCUGAUAGUGGACAGGCAAUCAAACGGUUAAGCUCUAUAGUUGUCAUACCCCAGCAAUCUUCCAUAGCGCUUGAUCCGCUGGAUAAUGGAGCCUCUUGCAGUCCAAUGAGUAGCUCAGAGGAGCAACAUAGGAAUGAGGUCAAUCACCACAAACGGGGUGCUGGUCAUGUCCCAACAGAAAUUGUUUUUCAACAGAGGCAUCCAAGUGUUGCCCCAGCAUGUGAGGAAGUAAUUGCCUCAGCUCAUGAAAUGAUGUGUCAGUCCCAGAGCAACAUGAUUGACAGCACAAGUCAGUCAGAGGGAUCAAACUCUGCCCAAAAAUACAAGGAUGCCUUUAAAUGUGUUGAAGAAAGGCUAACUACUGAACCAGCACUGAACCAGCCUGCUACCCACAGCAAUGAGAGUUUUCAUCCACCUGAGCAUGGGCUUCCAUAUGUAAGUGGAAGGGAUGGACAAAUGCUCCCUCAAUACCACCAAGAGGACUUCUUGAGAAAUAACACUGUCAACAGCAACGGGGUAUUCCGCGUGGGUUGGGAUUUCUCUCAGUUAGAGCAGCCCAGCAGUACAUACCAGCAACCAGAUAGCAGUUAUGGGCCCCAGUUACUCAACCCCCAACAGACGGGAAUUCCUCCUUUAGGACUGGGAUACAGGCAGAGUAAUGCUUCCUGGACCCCUCUCCCUCCUAUCAUGCAGUCCAGCAGACCGCCCUACCUCCACAUGCCUCAACAAUAUCAGGACCCCCUGGGUCAAGUCCACCCUGAUUCUCUGACCAACGACCACGAGGAUGACGGUGACCGCAAAGCACCAUCUCAAAGUCAAACCUGCAAUGGGCCGAACACCUCAACCUUCGUUCAGGCUAAUGAGAUAAGCAGCAACAGCAGAGGCUCUGCCGUCUCAGAUCACCGCAGAGACUCAGAGGCACUCAGACCCCACAGAGGCAGAGGCCCGCCCAAAAAAAGGCGCCAAGAGAUAGAAUCAGACUCAGACAACGAGGCGGAACCUGGGCCCAUGAGCAAACGGGAGCGUCAUAGAGCUGGGGAAGUCACCAAAGAUGCUCCGGCAAAGGCUGAGUUGUCCCGCCCUUUACUUGACCUAAAAGACUUUCGAGAUUCUAAUAAAUGGAAGGAUUAUUCCAAAUCUAAAAAGAUGCCGCCUUACUUUGACCUGAUCGACGACAAUCUGUAUCUUACAGAAAGAAAGAAGAGCAAGUCUCAUCGUGACAUUAAGCGCAUGCAGUGCGAGUGCUCAGUCCUGUCCAGGGAGGAGCGCUCCCGAGGAGUGUUGGCUUGUGGCGAGGACUGCCUGAACAGACUAUUGAUGAUUGAGUGCUCAUCACGAUGUCUCAAUGGACACUACUGCUCUAAUCGACGCUUUCAGAUGAAGCACCAUGCUGACUUUGAGGUUAUUCUCACAGAAGACAAGGGCUGGGGGCUUAGAGCAGCUAAAGAUUUAUCAGAAAACACUUUUGUCCUUGAGUACUGUGGUGAGGUUUUGGACCACAAGGAGUUCAAGAACAGGGUGAAGGAAUAUGCCCGCAACAAGAACAUCCACUACUACUUCAUGGCAUUAAAAAACAACGAGAUUAUUGAUGCAACGCUGAAAGGGAACUGCUCCCGCUUCAUGAACCACAGCUGUGAGCCUAACUGUGAGACCCAGAAGUGGACUGUAAACGGUCAACUCAGAGUGGGCUUCUUCACCACCAGAGCAGUGACCGCAGGAACAGAGCUCACCUUCGACUACCAGUUCCAGAGAUAUGGCAAAGAGGCCCAGAAGUGUUUCUGUGGCGCUCCCAGCUGCAGAGGCUUCCUGGGCGGGGAGAACCGGGUCAGUGUGCGAGCCGCCGCGGGGAAGAUGAAGAAGGAGCGCCCUCGAAAGAAGGACACCGUGAGCGCCCUCACCACGUUGGAUGAGGAGCUAGAGGCCCUGUUGGAGAACGGAGAGGGUCUGUCUGAUGAGAAGGAGGUGGUGUCUCUUUGUAGGCUGAUGGUCCGGGUGGAGACAACAGAGCAGAAACUCCUCUGUCUCAAGCUGAUUAGAGAUACUCAAAACCCAUCGUGCUUGAAGCAGUUUCUAGACCAUCACGGUUUGUCUCUGUUAUGGAUAUUCAUGGCAGAGCUGACUGAAGCCAAGGGCAACAGCUCAAACAUGAUCAAGCUUCAGUUUGAGAUAAUAAAGACCCUGUCCGUGCUGCCCAUUUCCACUAAAAACAUGUUGGAGGAGAGCAAAGUUCUGAGCUCCAUCCAGCGUUGGGCCCAGACCAACGCCCUCCCCCAGCCUGCGGAGAUGGACGGCUACUCCAGUGAGAACAACUCCCGAGCCCAGACCCCACUCAACACUCCCGACGGCUCCACCUCCAAACUAGGACCCGAGUUGGAGAGUGACACCCCAAAGCGGGCCGUGUACCGCAGACUCAAAAUCAUCAGUGAAAACAGCCUGGACAGCGCACUCUCUGACGCCAGUAAGGCAUCUGAUGGCAAGGAGGAUGAGGAAGAGGAGGAGGAGGAGGAAGAUGAUGAUGAAGAGGAAUUGGCGCAUGCUCCAUUGCCAGAGAGUAUGGAGAAGAAGGCAGAGCCUUUAAGUGAAGCUGGAUCUCCCAUCAAGGAAGCGAUAGAAGAGCCAGUCUCUCUGAAUGGAGAGACUCGGAACGAGUCUGCCUCAAAUGAAAGUACACCACUUAAGCUGCAACAUGAAGAUGUCACAAAACAGGAAGAACAGGGGAAAACUGAAGAGAUGGAGAUAGAGGUUGAGACUAAGGAGGUUGCUGUGCAAGGGGAAGCAAUUGAUGGCUCGGCUGCAGUUGAGUCUCCAGAAAUAGCUGUUGACAAAGAUGUCGAAGGAUUGGAGGAACAGAUUGUUCACACGGAGGAGGAGAACGCAAAGAUGGAGGAAGAGCUAGAACUCCAAACAACCCAGUAUCACCAAGCAGACGUGACUGAAGCUCCAUUCUUAACUCAACAUGUGGCAGGCCAGGUAGAAAACACAGAGGCUGAGAACAUUGCAAGCAUUGAGGAGUGCCUAGAGGAUCCUAGUGCCUGUGCUACUGAUGUCCUUCCCAGCUCUGUGGCCCUAGAGGCAGGGGCUCAAUCCCAAGAGGUCAGUUUGGAGGCUCCAGAAGCCAGCUUGGAGGCUCCAGAAGCCAGUUUGGAGGCUCCAGAAGCCGGCUUGGAGGCUCCAGAAGCCGGCUUGGAGGCUCCAGAAGCCGGCUUGGAGGCUCCAGAAGCCGGCUUGGAGGCUCCAGAAGCCGGCUUGGAGGCUCCAGAAGCCGGCUUGGAGGCUCCAGAAGCCGGCUUGGAGGCUCCAGAAGCCGGCUUGGAGGCUCCAGAAGCCGGCUUGGAGGCUCCAGAAGCCGGCUUGGAGGCUCCAGAAGCCGGCUUGGAGGCUUCCGAAGCCGGCUUGGAGGCUUCCGAAGCCGGCUUGGAGGCUUCCGAAGCCGGCUUGGAGGCUUCCGAAGCCGGCUUGGAGGCUUCCGAAGCCGGCUUGGAGCCUUCCGAAGCCGGCUUGGAGGCUUCCGAAGCCGGCUUGGAGGCUUCCGAAGCCGGCUUGGAGGCUUCCGAAGCCGGCUUGGAGGCUUCCGAAGCCGGCUUGGAGGCUUCCGAAGCCGGCUUGGAGGCUCCCGAAGCCGGCUUGGAGGCUCAUGAUACUGGCUCUGUGGCCCCAGAGGCCAGGCUACCAGCCUCAGAGGCUGUCUCUGAGUCUCGGGAAGCUAGUCUUCAAGCCCUUGCUUGCUCUGUGGCCCCAGAGUCCGGCUCUGUUGCCCCAGAGGCCAGCACCACUAAAGAGAGCACAGUGGCCCCUUUGGAACCUUCACUAGCGGGCAAAGGGGCCCCCUUGGAGCCUUCACUAGUGGGCACUCCGUCUCAGGAUGAUGAGGAGGGGCCUUCGGAUGUGGAAAGUGAGAGAAGCCAGGCACCACAGCUUAGCAGUCUGGACAUUAGUGGCAUGGCGGCCAGACUCCUGGACAGCUGGAAAGAUCUUAAGGAGGUCUACAGGAUACCAAAGAAAAGCCAGGUGGAAAAGGAAACGAAUGAUCGCAGUCGAGAGCGAGACCCAGCUCUGACCCCACGCACAGCCUCUGGCAGCCGGGAGAGGGAACGGGAAAAAGACAGGGACAGAGACAGAGACAGAGAUCGGGACCAUGACCGGGACAGAGAGCGAGACCGGGAUCGGGAGCGGGAUCGGGAUCGGGACCGGGAGCGGGAUCGGGAUCGGGAGCGAGCCUCUGAAAAGACUCCACGGGAGCGGCGGAGGAGACGCUCCAGCUCCCCUCUCUCCUCCCCUUAUGAGAGGAGCAGACGAACAGACGAACGGUUCGACCCUUCCUCCAACAGUAACAAGACUCCGCGGGCAGUUGGGAAGGAGCGCAACAAGCUGUCCACAGAGGAACGGCGAAAGCUAUUUGAGCAGGAGGUCGCUCAGCGAGAAGCCCAGAAACUUCAGCAGCAGCAGCUCCAGACUUUGGCCUUUGACCCAAACCUGCCCUACGUCACUAGUCCUGGCUACAUCCACUACCCACCUGGGUACCCUUUACAGACCUAUGUAGACCCCACCAACCCCAAUGUUGGCAAAGUGUUGCUUCCCACCCCUCCGGUGGACGUGGUUGCCGGUACAUACGAAGAGACUCCGCCACAGCCUCUCAUCUCUGAGCUGGGCCUACCCCCUCCUCCCACCACCAACCAGGCACCUCCAGUCCCUCAGCACAUCACAAUCAACCCUGUAGAACUCAGUGCUGGCAACCCCCAGCAAUAUGCCCAACCCCCCAUGGUGACAGCCCAUGACCCAGGGGUGGCUGUCCUCUCUGUGCCUGCAGUGAGGGCAGCACCGGUGCCAGGCCAGCACCCAGGAAGCUACACCACCCUAUGGGACUCCUCCAUCCAGCAGGCGGUCACCGUGCAGACCCAGCCCACACAGCAGCAGUACGCCGUGGCUCCAAAUCAGGCUCAGACGCAGACGGCAAUCUACUAUCAGGGCCAGCCUUGCCAGACCAUCUACAGCAUCCCAAGCUAUCCCCAGGCCAACCCACCUGUCAUACAGGCAUACGCGGACCCUACUGCCGGCUACCUCCACGGCCCACCUGUGUACACGGGCCACCAGCAGGGGGUGGUGGUGCAGCAGGGAGGAACAGUCACCACCAUUGUCACGUCCCAGACAGUCCAGCCGGAGAUGAUUGUACCCAACAAUGUGAUAGACCUCCCUCCUCCUUCUCCACCCAAGCCCAAAACCAUCGUUCUACCUCCCAGCUGGAAAGUGGCGCGGGACCCUGAAGGAAAGAUCUACUACUACCAUAUCGCCACCAGGCAAACCCAGUGGGACCCCCCGACCUGGGACGGAAGCAGUGACAACACAAGCAUAGACCACGAGUCUGAAAUGGACCUGGGAACUCCUACCUACGAUGAGAACCCCUCUAAGUUCUCUACAAAGACUGCUGAGGCUGACACUUCCAGCGAGCUGGCCAAGAAGAGCAAAGAGACAUUCCGCAAAGAGAUAUCCCAGUUCAUUGUGCAGUGUCUUAAUCCGUACCGAAAGCCAGACUGUAAACUGGGACGCAUCAGCAACACGGAUGACUUCAAGCAUCUCGCUAGAAAGCUAACUCACGGCGUGAUGAACAAGGAGCUGAAGGCCUGCAAGAACCCGGAGGACCUGGAGUGCAACGAAGAAGUCAAACACAAGGCCAGGGAGUACAUCAAGAAGUACAUGCAUCGAUUUGGCUCAGUGUACAGGCCUAAAGAAGACACCGAGCUGGAGUAGUGUGUGUGUGUGUGUGUGUGUGUGUGUGCGUGUGUGUGUGUGUGUGCGUGUGUGAAGGAGGAUCGAAGCAACGGUCGCCGAAGCAGUUAUCAGGAACUGAAGUGGCGCCCAGAAAAAGCUCUUGGCCCUGCCUGGUGGCUCUGAUCAUGAGCCACAGCUGACCAGACUGAUGCCGCUCCAGGCCCAGCCUCCGCUAAAGGAUGAUGCAGUGGGUGCUACAGACUGUUCUCACGGUCAUGUUUGAUUUUAAACCCCGCCGCCCACCCCAUGUCUUGGCUCUUAACUUGUUCCCCCCCAAGUUGAUCACCUCAAUUCCACUUUUUUAAAAACUCUUCUGGCCCGACCAGGAAGGUUUAGCUUAAGGACAACCAUGAUUUUAUUUUUUAAUUAGUAAAUCACCCUUCAGUACUUUCCACUUUCCAUGGAUCAAUGUUGAAUAGAAAGGUUUGUGUGUUUAUUUUUUUUCUAUAUAGGUUUUUUUGUGUGUGCGCAUUUAGCCCUUUGCCAUUGACUCUGUUUCUGGUGCUGCUUUUAGCUGGGCUGUGGAACUCCGCUCUUCCGGACAUCCCCCCCCCUGCCUUCUGAAGGCGGUCCUCCUGACUCCUACAUCCCUCCUCCUACUCGGUAACCAUGUAGGAGCCAGAAUCUUGGAACCAGUUCACCAGUGAACCGGUUCACACGUCAAAGCUGUCAAUCCCCAUAUGUGCUCAAAAGGCCCAGCAGGGAGGAAGAGGAGGGGGGUUCAGAUCAAUAUUUUUCAUAUGUACAUCGAUGAGUUUAUGUAAUAAAUCAGUUAAAGUGGGGUUAGGCGUAGGGCUGCAGCUAGGUUUUCAUUCAGACUACUCUUCAUCCUGUCCUGGUUUCCACCAGCUUAUUCUCGGCCCACUUUUGUCCUGGAACAGAAGUGAUGGAUGUAGCAUCAUAAUAUUAAUGUUUUUUUUAACUCACUAUUUUGACUCGCCUAUUCUGAUGCGCAUUACUGUGAGAUUCUCAAGGUUGCUAUUUGUUUUUUUUGUUUUUGUUUUUUAAGCAUGGGCUCAUUAAUCACUUACUUCGAUUUGCAUUAAACAAUGUUCCAACACAUGUAUAUUUCUUUAUAUGUGAAUAUAUAGAAAAGGUAGUUGACUUUGUGGUUAUUUCAUCUGUAAAUAUCUGUAAUUACCAAACCACAGUAGUCAGGCCAGGGGGUGGGUCACUGUGAAGCCCUGCCCAGCCUCUCCAUUUGAACCCUCUUCUGCAGCAUCUCAUUACACCAUUCUCACUUCACAGUCCUCUGUUUUAAAUCACUGGUAGGAGAGGUUGGGGGCCGGGGGGCAGGGGGGUAUUUAGCUUUGGUUGUUUUCUAUGUACAAAUGUUUCACCCUAAUCUUCUGUAAGUAUUGUGUAAGCACAUUCUCAUACUGAGUGUACAAACCUUUUAAAGAAUAAUAAAAACUUUUUUUGUAAACUAAA
Gadus macrocephalus (Pacific cod) is the source of this 10943-nucleotide messenger RNA. It is a transcript of the gene setd2, whose product is annotated as SET domain containing 2, histone lysine methyltransferase. Gene Ontology annotation, biological process: regulation of DNA-templated transcription. Gene Ontology annotation, molecular function: protein binding; histone H3K36 methyltransferase activity. The record is from RefSeq and is a predicted model, not a curated record. The coding region runs from base 984 to 9491 and encodes 2835 amino acids. Lineage: Eukaryota; Metazoa; Chordata; Actinopteri; Gadiformes; Gadidae. The transcript is spliced from 22 exons. Gene Ontology annotation, cellular component: nucleus; chromosome.